AUGUGUUUGUUUGACAAUAAUCGCAAGAACGACGGGAAAAUUGACUUGAAUUACAUUGACAGCACUGGUCUCAGUCACUUUCAUGUGGCCAUCAUGUUCAAUGCUUUGGACAUUGUAAGGAGAUUUCUCCAGUCCGGGCAAAAGCCCAACUAUCUUCUGGGAAUAAAUUUUGAAUCACCAUUACACUUGUCUUUAUACUUCGGAUCCAAGAAAAUGUUCAAAUUAUUAUUGAUUUUCGGCGCAGAUCCGAAUUUCGCGAAUCCCAGGGGAGAGACUCCUAUUCACAUCAUCUGCAAGAAAGAUAAAGAUGCUCAUAUCUUUGCAAAGCUGCUGUUUGACAUAAGUGCCAAGAGGAAGCUUCCAGUUUCAGUCAACAGCGUGGACCGUUUGGGUAACAGACCAUUAGACUAUGCAUUGGACUCGGGAAAUAGGUACUUAGUAUGGAUGCUGAUUAAAAACGGUGCCAAUCCAUGUUUGGUCAAGGAGGAGGAAUCGACACGUCUGCUCAUCAAUGAAAUCAUCAAUUACAAAAGUUUUGACAAUAUUGAGGAACAGACAUCAGAGUUCGACGAUGAAAUCAUCGAUGAAAUGAGAAUGUACAAGAUAGAGGAACAGAUACGUAUACUCCUCGAUGAAGAAAGUUUAAUAGAUAUAGAAGAAGAGACAACUCUGUCCAUCGAUGAAAUUAGCAAUGGAGAAAGUUUAAUAGAUACGGAAGAAAAGACAACUCUGUCCAUCGAUGAAAUUAGCAAUGGAGAAAGUUUAAUAAUAGAUAUGGAAGAAGAGACAGAUGUGUUCAUUGAUGAAAUUGACGAUGGAGAAAGUUUAAUACAUACGGAAGAAGAGAAAGCUCUCUCCAUCGAUGAAACCGCCGAUGAAGAAAGUCUCAUCGACACAGAGGAAGACGUACCUCUGUCCAUUGGUGAAACCGACGACGAAGAAAGUUUAAUCUAUACAGAGGAAGAAAUAACUCUGAAUGAAGAAAGUUUGAUGAAUGCAGAGGAACAGAAAACUCUGCCCAUCGGUGAAACCGACGAUGAAGAAAGUUUAAUCGAUACAGAGGAAGAAAUAACUCUGAGUGAAGAAAGUUUGAUGAAUGCAGAGGAACAGACAACUCUCCCCGUCGAUGAAGAUGACGAUGAGAAAAGUUUAAUCGAUACAGAGGAAGAAAUAACUCUGAAUGAAGAAAGUUUGCUGGAUGCAGAGGUACAGACAAUUCUGCCCGUCGACGAAGAUGACCAUGCGUCGUUGAAAGAAUAA
This is a messenger RNA of Trichogramma pretiosum, 1260 nucleotides long. Its product is annotated as ankyrin-1-like. Gene Ontology annotation, biological process: positive regulation of ceramide biosynthetic process. Bases 1 to 1260 code for a protein of 419 amino acids. The transcript has a single exon. The record is from RefSeq and is a predicted model, not a curated record. Gene Ontology annotation, molecular function: protein binding. NCBI's taxonomy places the organism in Eukaryota, Metazoa, Arthropoda, Insecta, Hymenoptera, Trichogrammatidae. Gene Ontology annotation, cellular component: mitochondrion.